This is a messenger RNA of Pseudoliparis swirei, 819 nucleotides long. RefSeq names its product glycogen debranching enzyme-like. NCBI's taxonomy places the organism in Eukaryota, Metazoa, Chordata, Actinopteri, Perciformes, Liparidae. The transcript is spliced from 10 exons. Gene Ontology annotation, molecular function: 4-alpha-glucanotransferase activity; amylo-alpha-1,6-glucosidase activity. The record is from RefSeq and is a predicted model, not a curated record. Gene Ontology annotation, biological process: glycogen catabolic process. Bases 1 to 819 code for a protein of 272 amino acids.
AUGUGGAUCAGCUGUCUUCACCCAGAGUCUACCUCCAGCGGCCCCCAGGCCCUCCGCAGUGUGCUGUGGCAGGACGUGUACCCUCACAUCAAGCUGUGGGAGUUCUUCCAGCUGCAGGUGGACGAGGCUGUGGACCAGUUCAGAACCCAGCUCCUCCACGGCACCAAGCCGGACCAGAGUCAGACCGGGGGGAAGAAGGACCUGAGGACCUAUCAGGACCCAGCAUACCAUCGCUAUGGCAACACGUUGGACAUGGACUCUGCUCUCCAGACCUUCGUCCCUCACAGCUCCGCCCCUCAGCAUGUAGAGGAGUGCUGUGGUUGGCUGAGAGAGAAACUGAACGAACUGAAUGAAGAACAACACGCCAUCAUGCAGCAGCACCUGGAGAAGGCGACCAACUGCAUUGUGGGAAACGUAGUGUACGAGCACCUGGCGGACCACGGCCCCAAGCUGGGUCCUGUGAGCAGGGAGAACCCUCUGGUCACCAGGUACUUCACCUUCCCACACCCGGACUCCAGCCUGGAGCAGGACCUGCAGCUGCUGGAGCAGCCGGACCAGAGCCAACGCCUCCUGGCCCACAACGGCUGGGUCAUGGGGGACGACCCGCUGCGCAACUUCGCUGAACCAGGCUCCCAGGUGUACCUGCGUCGGGAGCUGGUGUGCUGGGGCGACAGCGCAGUUGCGGCAUCAAGCAGACCAGAGAGGUCCUGGCCCAACCUGUACGUGAUCGAGCACUGCAGCGGUUACCUGAUGCAUCAUGUGUACAUGAGACCAGGCUCCCAGGUGUACCUGCGUCGGGAGCUGGUGCAUGACAGCUGA